Pleurotus ostreatus (oyster mushroom) is the source of this 1653-nucleotide messenger RNA. RefSeq lists its product as uncharacterized. Lineage: Eukaryota; Fungi; Basidiomycota; Agaricomycetes; Agaricales; Pleurotaceae. The record is from RefSeq and is a predicted model, not a curated record. The transcript has 14 exons. Gene Ontology annotation, cellular component: endoplasmic reticulum membrane. The coding region runs from base 1 to 1653 and encodes 550 amino acids. Gene Ontology annotation, biological process: nuclear membrane fusion involved in karyogamy; karyogamy involved in conjugation with cellular fusion.
AUGAUGUUCCAGCUCUGGUACUUGCUUUGCAAUGUCAUAGUGUCUGCAUCUGCAAUUUCAUGGCCUGGUCGCUCGACUCAAGGUGUUUCUGCGGUACGGCCGUCGGUCAAUGACCCAGCACUCGUGGAGUUGGGAGAAGACGAGAUCUGGAUUUCUGCUCAGGAGAUCUCGGACGGUCGCGCUGGAAAGUCGGACUGCUUUCGACGCGCCACAGGACUAAUUCGCGCGUCUUGCUCACAGUUGGACAUGGUAGAGGACGAACGCGUCAAAGCCGCGAUAAUGAUGACCUUGUGCGAGUUAUCGACAGCGCGGCAUCAUUCUCUGCCUAUGGAGUGCUCUGCUUUCGCUCCCACCCAAGACUUGGGACAUUUUACGGGGAAACACCGUGAGCAAUCUCAAGGCAGCUGCGUGGAUGCACUUUCGCGGAGUGCGCAAUCCUGGUCCAGUUACUCGGGAUAUCUUCGCGACGUCCCUCAACUCUGUUCUACAUUUUCAAAAUGGAACGACAUCGACCUGGCCCGAGAAAUAUACAGAAAUGCAACACUGCUGAAGAUCAAGCUGAUACGGUCCCUGAACACCCGCGAAGAGAAACUACAAUCGUAUAUGCGCUUAUGGGACGAGAACCUGAAGGAAAUGCGUAACCUUCAGGCGUACGGCGAGGAUAUGCUACGGAAGGUCACUGCAAACUCACACGAAUCUAUCGAGACUCUCAAAGGAUCGUACGACGCGUCGUUGAGCAGUAUCAUGGUCACGGCGGGCGAUGCACAGCAACGCAUGGAAGCGGCAUUCACUAAUGCUAUCGAUAGGUUGACACCAAUCUUUGAUGACAUGUCGAAGAGACAAAUCGGCUUCCUUGAACGCCUUUCCCCUUUACUCGAAGAGGCCCUUACAAAUAAACUGAAUGAAGUUUACGCUGUGGUGCACGCACGCCAUCUACAGUUGGAUUCAAUUACUAACGGGACCAUUCGCCGUUGGCUCGAGCUUCAAAGUAGCUUCUCGACAACGCAACAGACUGUUUCCCAAGCAUCCCAAGCUGCCGACAGCAUAAUCAAGAAAAUCUCAGUCUCUAGUGAACAGAUGGAUACGAUUCGACAGCAGCAGACCCGGACCGUCCAUUCAGCUGCUCUCUUGGCUGACUCCAUCCAAAACCUCAGCCAAGCGGCAACCUCAAGCUUGAACAUCAUAAACGAAACGGCCACGCAAAUCAAACUGGAACUCAAUCAACCCGUCUAUCAUUUUUCUGGAGUUUGGUGGAUGGGGAGGCGGGUCGCUGAGAUGCUUUUCCGAGUAGAUCCUAGUGCCCUUGAAUGCCUCUUCGACAACCCGACGAUUCGAUUGGUCUACAAUCUUGGCUGGUUUGUGUGCUACUUCAUCAAGUCCGGCGCAAUAUUCGCAGCGGUCCGUUGCCUUUCAUCCGUUCUUGCCUCAUCUUGCUCCACUCCUCAGCUAACGCCCCCGCUUCGUUCAGAGCGUGGUGAUCGCCGUUUUCUUUCGCAAAGCAAACACCAGCGAAGCUCAGUGCGUGCAUACCUUUUCGUCGGUGUUUUUGUGCUCACCGUAGAGUCUACUACACUCGAGCAGGCAACAAGAGACUCGAGCCCCGCUUGCUGUGCCGACAAGGACGGACGCUUCGAUUUCCCUGUUGGCUCCUAA